Molecule: messenger RNA, 1310 nt
Organism: Nymphaea colorata (pocket water lily)
Lineage: Eukaryota; Viridiplantae; Streptophyta; Magnoliopsida; Nymphaeales; Nymphaeaceae
Product: vesicle-associated protein 4-2-like
Exons: 7
Coding region: 257-1048 (263 amino acids)
Biological process (GO): endoplasmic reticulum membrane organization
Cellular component (GO): plasma membrane; endoplasmic reticulum membrane
Source: RefSeq, a predicted model, not a curated record
UAAGCGGGACCCACUUCGCAGACUGGGGGAAAAGGAAAAGAAAAAAAAUCCUCAAUAAAUCAUCGGAAAGCACGCGAAAUUGGAAGCCCUCGGUCUCUCUCGCUCUCCCGGCGGAUAGAUUUUCUGUUCAUCCUCUUUUCGAGGUACAGAGAUAAGUCGGAAGGCCGAUCGCCGGAGGAGGUUUGGUUAUCUUGCGGGGAAACCGCUUGUGGAUGGGCUGAAGCCUGUCCGGGAGAGCAGCGUUGCUUUUCUCGUUAUGGCUAUCGUCGAUCAGAAGGCUCCGACGGAAGGGAAGGGGUGGAAAAUCUGCCGCAUGCCGUUCUGGCAAUCGGCCGCGGCAUCGUCCUCCUCCUCGUCUGCUUCUUCUCAGACCGCUCUGCAUCACCAGAACGGCGUCCAGGGCAGUGAGGGUUCGAACCCGCAGGGGGCGCACUCCUCCAUGUCGUCCGUAGCUCGGUCGAUCUUACCGACUCGUCGCCGUCUCCGCUUUGAUCCGGCAAGCAAACUUUACUUUCCAUACGAACCGGGGAAGCAGGUGAAGAGCGCGGUGAAGAUUAAGAACACGAGUAAAUCUCAUGUAGCGUUUAAGUUCCAAACUACGGCGCCGAAGAGUUGCUUCAUGCGUCCUCCUGGCGGCAUACUUGCUCCUGGCGAGAGCAUCAUAGCCACGGUAUUCAAGUUCGUCGAGCAUCCGGAAAAUAACGAGAAAGUGGUCGAUCAGAAGACUAAGGUCAAGUUCAAAAUCAUGAGUUUGAAGGUGAAAGAAGGGACGGAGUACGUGCCCGAGAUGUUUGAUGAACAGAAGGAUCAGGUUUCCGUGGAGCAGAUCCUUCGAGUCGUUUUCUUGGAUCCUGAGCGUAAUUCUCCUCAAUUAGAAAAGCUAAACCGCCAGCUAGAAGAGGCAGACGCAGAACUUGAGGCACGGAAGAAGCCUCCAGAGGAUUCCGGCCCAAAACUUGUCGGGGAAGGCCUUGUCAUCGAUGAAUGGAAAGAACGACGAGAAAGAUAUCUAGCACGGCAGCAGGGGGAAGUUGCUGAUUCUGUGUAAAGUUCUCUUUUUUAUAUCAUUGUGAGUUUUCAAGAUUUGUGGUGAUUUUUGCCAAUACGUUCGGUUGGGUAUGUACUAUCUGUAUCUGUUCCUGACAAACAUGAAAGUAGUUCAAGCAAAAUGGCACUUUAAUAUGCCUUAAAAGUUUAAUGCAAGAUGAACCCGAGCACGUGUGUGAUAUUGUUUUAGUCCUGCUCUCUGCUUGUAGAUAACAGGAUUUUACACAAUAGAAAUAAAACCGUUUUGGCUUCUUAAUGGGACA